CAAGUCCCUGCCAAAAUCCAAAAUGGCCACUUUCUUUGGAGAAGUUUUGCCAGUGUUUUCUCGAGCGGUUGAAGACGAAGAUGACGAUGAUGCAGCCCUGCUACCUCAUCAAGAACAAUAUGUUUGUCUAAGAUGGUCACCUGAAACCAGAAGAAUCUUUGAAGAAAAACAGACCCUCCAAUGUUCGUCGAUUAUAAUAGCUGUUGGAAAAGCUGCAACAGCUUUUGCCAAUACCUACUUAGUGGAAAAUAACACUGAUGUGAUUGGUACAAUAUGUAGUGGCAUGAGCAACAGGGAAUCAAAUACUUUAUGCCAACGUUCACUGCGAGAUCGGACAUGCAAUAUCCAUAGAUUAAAGAACAAAUCAGAUGUGCUUCUUUGCUUAUGCAACACCAUUGUGACUCCAGAGCAAGCAUUUUCUUGGACUACACAGCUAUUUUCAAGUCUUGACAAAUCAACCCAUGUGACAGUCAUAUCCUCGAGCCAUGCAUCAGAAUAUAAGAGUGACAUUCCUUCAUCAGAUCUGCCCUUUCCUAUGUUGACUGCACUGAAGACGUCUACCUUCAGUGGGAAAGCUGUGUGUCGCUAUCUUCAGCAGCCCAAUACUGUCACUGGACUACCAGCACAAAUUUUAACAUAUUGUCAAAGUCACAGCCUGCCCGCAGUGUUGUACCACACAUACACAGAUGUACUCUAUUUGGAUUCCAUCACAAUCAACAGCUUCAAACCAUUACUGAGGAUAUCACCUUUCAGAGAUAUACUUCUGAAAAACCCUAGAGCUGCAGAGAAACUUGCCAAACUGACUGAAGUGGAUGCUGCUGCUGACAACAACCUUUACAUCUGAACAUUUGGCCACUCCAUUCUGGACUGUGAGAACAACUGGACUGCUAUUCUAUACUAUUCAAAAUAUAUCAAACUACUUAUUACCCUGAGCUGUGGCGACUCACAUCUGUCAACUGAGGACAUUCUGCAGACAUAAGUUAUGAUAUAAACAUUAGAGUUUUCUUGUGAUAGGAUCAAGGCAUGAUUGGCCGUUGUAUCUGAAUGAUUCACACCCAUAGUUUUUUAAUCCUGGAAUUUACACAGUUGGAGAAUAUUUACAUCAAUAAAGUCAAGUGUCAGCAUUCA
Lineus longissimus is the source of this 1128-nucleotide messenger RNA. Its product is annotated as proteasome assembly chaperone 1-like. The transcript is spliced from 6 exons. NCBI's taxonomy places the organism in Eukaryota, Metazoa, Nemertea, Pilidiophora, Heteronemertea, Lineidae. Bases 23 to 844 code for a protein of 273 amino acids. Gene Ontology annotation, biological process: proteasome core complex assembly. The record is from RefSeq and is a predicted model, not a curated record. Gene Ontology annotation, cellular component: endoplasmic reticulum. Gene Ontology annotation, molecular function: proteasome binding.